AUGGGAUUGCCACUCAGUUGGCAAAUCGUUUUCAAUGCAUUGCUUUGGCUUGGCGAUGCAGGGAUUUACCGGCACGAACUGGUGGAUGGAGAAGUGCGAGAGGUUUCUUGCCGUUCCCUUGAUGAUUGUUUUGAAAAAGGAUUUAUGACGCCUGGAAUGAUGCUGCACAGAAUGUGGGACCAAAGAAUAGAUGCCGCCAUGCAGAAAAGGAAAAAUACAUUGUCCCAAGCCAACUUCUCAUCACUGCUGGUUCGACAGCGCCAGGUGCGUCAUGUGCUGCGUCGCAUGUUUCGGGUUGUUGAAGAUCGGCCUGCGCCAGUCACGCGCUUGGUACGUCGCUAUCAGGAUGAGAGCCGUGGAGUAACAGUUCUUAUGCUUCUUUUUGAGUCAUGGCGUGGAGAAUUUGUGCCUGCUGUGGUCUUUGUCCCUCUGGGCUUGGAGAUGCAACUGGAGAGACGACCAGCAGUGUUGCACUUGCCUGGACACCUUGCUGGUGGCUUGCGGGAUCCAGAUGAGCAAAAGCUUUCUUUGAAGCUUGCACAGCAAGGAUAUGUAGUCAUGAGCUUUGAUCCCAUCUCGCAGGGCGAGCGCUUGCAAUAUGGUUCCAAAGCUUUCGACUUGGAGUGCCGAGCAGCAAAGCAAGACCCUGGCACAGACGGUCAAAUGCCACCUUGCAAGGGAGAUGGCCCUCCCUGCUCUGAAGCACACAACCACUUUGGUCAGCAGCUCUGGUUGCUGGGACUUGGCGCUGAAGAGCUUUUCGUUCGCGAUGCACAGCGAGCGUUGGACAUCCUGACGGACCUGCCUUUCGUGAACGCAUCAAGCAUCGGAGUUGUUGGCUGCAGUGGCGGUGGCACGAUGACCGCUUACCUGGGUGCCGUCGAUGAUCGAGUGACUGCAGCAGUUGUGGCAUGCUACUUCUCCACGCUAGGCCGAGAAUUGGAAGAAGGCACUUGCAACUACGACGCUGAGCAGAUCAUUUGGGGUAUGGCAAAGCACGGCAUAGACAAGCCUGAUUUGCUGCGUGCACGAGCUCCCAAAGCUACUGCAAUCCUUUUGACUUCGCAUGAUUGCUUCCCCAUAGCUGGUGGUCGUGAAGGAUUUGCAGAGGUGGAGACGGCGUUUUAUGCGCAUGGAGAUGCCCACAAUCUCUAUGCAAGCGAAGCAGCUGGCUUUCAUGAGGUCACACAGACAGGUUUGACCGCAGUGCAGCAGUUCUUUGAAGAACAGCUUGGCCCGCACCCAUCUUGGCUGGCCCCAAUCUCUGAUCCCACGCCUUUGCCCUGCAAGAUGCUGUGGUUUGGGCAGGAGCAGCUUAAGGCUGGCUUUGAUGGCCCAGCUGUACAGAUACCUCAGCUGCUGCGCAAGUUGGCCCGGCCGAAGCGGCAAGCGUUGCGGUGGAAACGGCGCGGAGAGGCCGUCGGCAGAGGCAGACGCUGGUUAGAAGCUUUGCCCAAGGUGAGUGCUCGCACUGCCAAAGUGCAAUCCUAUGCAAUCGAGAAGGUUUCCCUUGGUGGUGAAGAGCCCAUGAUGGUAGCAGCACGAACAAGUUACUUCAGCUUUGGAAAGGAGGAUUGGUAUAUCCUCUACACCGACACUUCCUGCGCGGUGACGUUGCGGCUCUUUGAGACGCCUGGGCGGCCAAAGGAGGAUGUGGUGGUUCUCAUCUUCGGUGGCGCUACCGAUGUGAAUCGUCAACUCAGCAAGCAGGAGGACCUGCUCUUGAGCCAACUGCAGGAUCAUGGUUUCGGUGCAGUCGCCAUAUGUGGCCUCUGCGGCUUUGGAGAUAAGUUCUGGAGGGAUGGGCUUUGGCAAUUCGCACCCAUUCUUCUAGGUGAGACGCACACCGGCUUCCACGCCUCAGAGGUGCUUCACACCAUGUCCUGGGCCUUUAGGCAGCUGCGAGCCCGUCAAGUGGUUCUGAUUGGAUACGGUGGUGCCAUUGGAGCUGUGGUGCAUGCUGCAGUGCAUGCACCUUCCUCUGACGCGCGUCGUCUGGGUGCCUUGGUGCUGCUCUGGCCUCCCAGCUUUGAAGAAGUGGCUCGAGCGAAAAGGCACAAGUUGCCGUGGCAAAUGCAGAUGCAUGGAGUGCUGAAUCACUACGACUUGCCUGACUUGCUGGCCGCAAUUCCGGCGAAGAGUGCGGCACCCACCUUGAUCGUAGAGCCUCGUGGAGCCUCAAGAGCAUCCCUGCCCCGUGGAUAUGCUUGGCGAAUGUAUUCACUGGCUGCCAAGCGUUUGCGCCGAGCAGGACAUGGUCUGCGCUUGUUGGCAGGCCGUCGCUUCAGUGAGAUGCGACGGGCCUUGGAGAUUGCCAUUUUUCUGAAAGCCAGGGUGGCUCACGCUUGA
Molecule: messenger RNA, 2349 nt
Organism: Cladocopium goreaui
Lineage: Eukaryota; Dinophyceae; Suessiales; Symbiodiniaceae
Source: the annotation of a GenBank genome assembly